AUGUCUACGCCGACCAGCCGCGGUCAACGUGGUGGCAGCGCGACCAGAGGUGGGGGACGAGCCACUCCAUUCCAGCCUACCAGAGGUCGUGGUAAUUCCAGAGGAGGCGCGACACCUUCAGCGACUCCACGUGGACGAGGAAGGGGACGUGGUGGAGCAGCAACAAGUACUGGCGGUGGACUCUUGCAGAAGCUUCGUGCUGGCACCAUGCAGAGAGGAUCUACUGGAAAUACAGUCGCGUCUGGAGGAGGUACGAGAGCUGGACUGCGCGCUUUCCUGAAGAGUGGAAUCAUUGACGAAAUAACAGGACGUGGUUCAAACACUGCACACCGAGGCUCCUUUCCUGCGACAACCACUCAAACGCGAGGGCGUGGACGCGGACGCGGCUAUGUCUCCCAGGCUUUCAACGAAACCAAAACACCGCCGUCGGCUACUCCUUCGCGCACGUCCUCUCCUGCGCCAUCAAACCAGAGAGACUUUAUGAAUGCUGCUAUUGACAGAUUCACCGUCCUCAAACAAGAACGAGAAGGAGAGCGCGCGCAAGCUAUUCGCGAUGGUUUUCUCGCCGAUCCUGAUAAGAAGACAAGUCUCGACAAUGCCAUUACGCCAGUUGGAACCUGUACAGACAUGUGCCCUCCCUUUGAAAGAGUUGAACGCAUUGUGCAGAAUAUGGUUGACAAAGCUGAAAAGGUCCAUAACGAUGACACAGGCAAGGACAUGCCUUCGGAGGAUCGUAUGGUAAAGCGAUUUCGACGAUCUGCUGCAGGAUACGACGAGCAGCUUCCCUCAGACAUACGGACGCCGGAAACUCUCCGCCGAACACUCGACUAUCUCCUCAACAACAUCAUUGGAGGAAAUGAACGGCUGGCGACUGUCCACAAAUAUGUCUGGGACAGGACAAGAGGCAUUCGAAACGACUUCUCCAUUCAGCAAGUCUCCAGGCCGGAAGAUGUUCGGAUCGCUGUCGAAUGCUACGAAAGGAUCGCCAGAUUCCACAUUCUUUCUCUACACCAGUUGGCUAAUGCAGAUAAUCUCUGGGAAGGCGAGAACUUUGAUGCCCAUCAGGAGCGAGAGCAGUUGAACAACACUCUUCUUUCCUUGCUAUACUAUUAUGAUGACCACAGACAAAAUAUCGACUUUCCGAACGAGGGUGAGUUCCGGGCUUACUGUAUCAUCUUUGAAAUGCAAUCGCAAAACCCGGACCUCGAGGAUCGAGUUCAAUCCUGGCCGAAAGCUCUUUUGCAAGAUCGAAGAGUCAAAACUGCAUUGAAGCUCUAUAAAGCUGCGGGCAACACCCUCUUUGACCAGGGCCCGUUACGACCGAUGGAAACAUUUGCCAUUGCACAAAACAACUUGGGCAGCUUCUGGCAGGUGCUUUCAUCAAAUGCGGUGCCUUACAUCAUGGCGUGUGUUGCGGAAAUCUAUUUCGGCCCAAUCAGAUUUGCUGGACUGGAUGCGUUAUGGCAUUCUGCAAAGAGUGCACCGGCAGGUCAGCAGGCCAGAUCUCGAGACUGGAGCCUUUCGGAUCUCACAACAUAUCUUCACUUCGACACUGAAGAAGAGACGAAAGACUUCUGUGGUGCGUUUGAGCUAGAUUUCACCACGGACGGCGAUGCGGAAUAUCUAGAUCCAACCUCAAAUGGCGAUGCCAACCUCGAUCAAUCUUCCAUUCCACGACAACAAUCCUUCUCGCAUGACAUAGUCGAGAAGAAGCGAUACCGCCGAUCGUUGACAGCAGUUAUCAAUGGCGUAUCUGUGGCUCAAGCAAUUCGAGAGGGUUGGGUUGAAGCUGAUGAUGAGCUGGAAGCCGAACAGGCAGAGGUUCAAAAUGAUGAGCAGAGUCUCUUCGUGCCGGAGGGUAGGUCAUUUGGCGACUCCUCCACCCCGUCAAUCUUCGGCCCAGGCCUCAAUCCUGGUGCGUCGAUUUUCAAACCGGCAGGAGCAUCGUCAUCGCCUGUUGAAAAGGUAUCGAGCUUCGGCCAGCCUACUGACUUUGCCAAAUUUGGCAUAACCGCACCUCCUUCGAGCUCUACCACCUUUGGAGGUGCCACUACGCAAACGGCAAGCAUGCCAGACAACACUUCGACUGUAUUUGCCAAACCGGUGGUUGAAGAGAGGAAACCGUUCUCGACGUUCGGUCAGCCGACUAGUGCGACUGCUCCAACUGUGAGCCAGCCCUUUGCCUUUGGUUCAUCUACUCAGUCGGCUCCGUUACAGACACCAUCAACGCCUUCACCAACCAGUCUUGGAAUAUUCGGAGGCGCGAAGAAGAAUGAGCCGAGUGCAGUGGGGCCAGUACAGCAACAUACAUCCUCAGGCUUCAAUUUCGGGAAGCCACCAUCAACAACUUCAGUUGCACCUGCACCCAGAGCACAAGAACAAACGACAGCAGCGACAGUUUCAAAUGUGACAGUCUCAUCUGGCACCUUUAACUCAUCAAACCCCACCUUCCCACCCUUCCCUCCCGGCAGCCUGCAAUUAUCAGAUGAUUCAACCACAAUAUCUACGACCCCAUCUGCCGCACCACCAACCAGCACUCAGUUCAAGUUUCCAACCUUCAAUUUCACAAAUCCCUCAGAUUCAUCAAACUCGUCUGUUCCCUCAAAUCUGCCAGCUACCCAACCACCUGUACUGUAUCAACAGCCUCCUUCCAAUAAUCAGUCCGCAACAUCUGAGCCGGUCUCAGGGUCGCAACCUUUCAAGUUUCCUUCAGUUUCCUCACAAUCCUUACCUCAAUUUUCUACCCAUUCGCCGCCACCUCCAGCAACUCUUGCUGAGAACACAUCCCAAUCGACACCAUCCACCACUCAAGAUACCUCGACAGCAAGCAAAGCACAAUCGCAGAUUUCUGCUCCUCCGAGUAUUGGUGUAAACCAUUCAUCACAGACAUUUCACUCCCCUUCAGUGAAACCACCAAUAAGUACCCCAACUGCUCCAGCUGACAAGAAAACAAUCACACAAAAAUCUUUGAACACCUUGUCCACCACGCCAAAGGCUCCAUCACCACUUAGAAAUACCUUCUCUGCACCCCAGCCUCAACCAACAACUUCUCCAGAUCCAAGCGUCACGCAAAAAGAAAGAGAUCGACUCACGAAGGACUUUGCUCGGGUAGCACUGCUAAAGCAAAACGGUCUCAUACAGCAGUACAUUGAGUACAAUCUACCUGAAAUUGUCAAAUCAGUCUUCAAUCAGCACCAUCGUGAUAUUCAUCGUGCAGCUGUUGCUUCGAUUCGUGAGCGUAUUAUGAAGCGCAAAUUUGCCAACCUCUGGAGAGCAUUGACCUGGAACAAGAUUCUCCGUCGUAGGGCAAACAAUCGCCGCCAGCAAUUCUCUGAAACCAUCAGAGCAAUCGAAGACAAGCAAAAGAAAGCUGAUGAAGAGCUACAAGCCAUCAUGGCGGCUGUUCAGGAAACCAAACGCGUUCAGCGUGAGAUGCAAGACAAAGCAGAGUUGGACCAAGAAGUGAAAGAAAUGCUUGCAGCCAGAAAGAAGACUUACGAAGCAACUCACAACGUGCAAAAGGUUGCUGGGCAAAAACGAAAGAGCCUGUCUGCGCACGAUAAUCCCAUGGACGCCAACGGAGCCGUCAACCCCGGGCCAUCAACACCAAGUCACAAACGUUCUAGGACCCUUGGUACACUCUCUGCACCAUCCAACUCUAGUUUGAGGUAUGCUAAGCCUGUUCCCGGCGCAUAUCCUCCUGCUGGGUCACCAUCAGUCUUCUCUCAGUCUUCACUGCUGGGCCGCUCUUUCAGUAAUCAUAGCUUGCGUCAAUCCAUGUCCAGUGGCAGACUGAGUCACGAUGACCGACCAAAGCUUGAUACAACUAAGACUGAUUAUUUCAGACUUAAGGCUCUUGGUAUUGACCCAGAAACACCCCUGGUCCCAUUAACCGACAACCAAGUCGAAUUGAAGAGAAAAAGAGAAGCUGAAGAGAAGCGACGUCAGAUUGAUAACUUGAAACGUCCGCGGUAUUAUGGAGGGAGCUUCAGACCACAGGCGAGCCCAAGUCCACCACCGACAGUUUCUGAAUCCUCACUCCAAGUUCCCUCGCCUCUUGAACCAGUCUAUCAUGAACCAAAGACUAAGACCAAACGACCAGUCCAGGAUGACGACGAUGACCUUCUGGAGCGAGCUAGAGCUCAACGCAAAGAACUAGAAACGGGAACAAAUUGGCUCAGGGAUACUAGGUUGCAACUUGACAAGCAGAUUGAUCAAGAAGUGGAGCGCAGAAUCGAAGAGGAACUGAGUGCACGCACCGCCCACUCAACUCCUAACAAAUCACCUAAUGGCUUGGCUCGCGCCAAUGGGUACGAGUACUUGCCUGCUCCAGCUCAACCUGGUCUUCCCUUAUCCCGCACAGAACAACGAAUCCGCGCCACAGGUGCUCGUGGACUUGCCUUUAAGCCGUUGCGUUCACAUGCCGAUUAUGUACCUAUUGGAGUGGCAAUGUCCAAACGCAGUGCCUUAAAAUACAGCGGCGAAUUGACCAGCCAGCAAGUUUCUAGCCCACUGAGGAGUGCAUCUAUCGAUCAUCUUGAUAUUGAUCCAACUCUUCGUGGCAGUGCGACCUUGCACAGAAACUUCGUCUCGCAGAAGGCGGUCUCGAAGAAACGACCCUAUGAUGCCAGCGAAGAUGAAGAAGAAGAAGAACAUGAGUCUUACCGACCCGCACCUCCAAAACCCCAAUAUCAUCCACACCACGCUCUUGCGGACGCUGAUGAGGAGUCUGCCGAGGAAUAUGAAGAGGAUUCCCGAGGAAGGGGAGGAUAUGAUGAAGGGGAUUACCAAUAUGACGACGAAGGUGAAGAUGAGGAGGAAGAACUUGAAGAGGACGAUGAUCUCUAUGAAGACGAAGAGGACGGAUUCGACAUAGACAAUCGACCGCACAGCAACGGGAGUUACUCACUUCCUCCAGAGGAAUUCGUCGAUGAUGGACGAAGUCCAUCUACCAACGCAGUAGCCAGUCGGGCCGCGAGCAGUGCGCCCGGAGCGAGUGCAGAUGAUGCCUUUGUAUUGAGUGACAGCGAUUGA
Exophiala bonariae is the source of this 5034-nucleotide messenger RNA. RefSeq lists its product as uncharacterized. Bases 1 to 5034 code for a protein of 1677 amino acids. The transcript is spliced from 6 exons. Gene Ontology annotation, biological process: mRNA export from nucleus. The record is from RefSeq and is a predicted model, not a curated record. Lineage: Eukaryota; Fungi; Ascomycota; Eurotiomycetes; Chaetothyriales; Herpotrichiellaceae. Gene Ontology annotation, cellular component: cytoplasm; nucleus; transcription export complex 2.